UUUAUUACUCGUGUUAAUUUAUGAGUUUGCGCAUCUUUCGAUCCAUUUAAUCAGCGCUUAACUUUACGACGACGGACCGCUUUACCCAGGAGGAGCUGUUACCAUGGAGUCAUAAACAAUGGAACCGCUUUCAUUAUUGUCGCCUGAACUGCUAUUUUGAAGAGGUUGCGCUGAAACGGCGAUCGCUGUCAAUCGCCGCCGAAUUUCCCCUUAUAAAUUAUAUGAGAUAUUUUUUCGUAGUUUUACCUCCCCCUCUGUUUACUAUGGCCCAGGCACACUGGCCGAACAGGGCAGCAGUGCCCAGGGAAGUCCUCAAGUGGCUACAGAGCCUCGACUUAUCUUUUAGCCCGAUAAAUAUCCGCAGAGACUUUUCCAAUGGUUACCUCGUGGCAGAGGUAUUCUCCUGCUACUACCCCAACGAUUUCCAAAACCAUUCCUAUGACAAUGGGACCUCUCUCCCCACCAAAACAAGCAACUGGACUCAGAUCGAAAAGUCACUACAAAAACUGGGCAUCAGGCUGCCAAGGGACGUGAUUGAGGGCACAAUUCACUGUAAACCAAGAGCAGCUGAGAUUUUGAUCCAGGAGAUUUACGUUCUUCUGACAAACAGAAGAAUUCAGAGUUUCCAGGAUGCUGAAGCCGACUUCACUGACCGCAGUUACCAAGAGAUGCUACCUAUGGUUGCCCGAGCAACAGCCUCCAGGGCAAUUAAAAGCAACCUCCGUCUGAGUGAGGUGAUAGCUGAGCCCAGUAUCGAGAAAAACAGGCAAAAAGUUACGGCGAUCAUUGGCAUGCAUCUGCAGCAGAGGCGGGCUGAAAAAGUGGAGAACCCAGAACGCUUCAACAUAAAGCCGACUCUGGGAGAGCUGGCUGUCAGACUGCCACCGGCGUCAGAUAAAGCAGAAGGUGCUCUAUCAGACAGCAGUCAGCAGAUCCAUCAUUCCAAAGUACAGGCUGGAACCAGGCUCUGAGCUCCAAGAACUAGGAAGAGCAACUGCAGCUUGGAAAAUGUCUGCGUCAGAAUUCCUGAACUGGGAUGCUGGUGGAAGCUAGAGACUCUGGAAAUACUGUUAAUGAGCUCCAACCGAGGAUGUAGAUUUGGAUAUGGAGAGUAGAGACAUGUCCCUAACAAUACUGUAGGAGUAUGGUAUGUAUUUUUUGGUGGGGGGGGGGGGGGGUGGCUGGUUUGGUCCCUACCACUGUGGAAACCUGACAUGCACCCUUGACUCUAACAUUUAAAAAAUCAGGGCUGUGGUACUCCAGUCCAGACUUGAGUCCAAAUAGAGCUGUGGAAAAAAAGAGAGACCACAUCAAAAUUUUUUGUUUCAUUCAUUUUUUAAGUUAUGGGUGUGCAUCUGUGAACAAUGUUUUUUUUUUUCUUUUUGGAAAACUGCAGCCUGGUUUUUCUCUGUUUCUCAUGAAUGAAGGGUUUCUUUCUUGCUUUAUGGGACUUCAGUUCUGCUUCUAGGAGUCUGGUACGAGCUGCCCUAGCAGUGCACGUCACACCACUUACAGUUUCCUGUUCCACUUCAUGUCAUCCUACAAUUCAUGAGAAACUGUCAGAUAAGUUAACGGUCGUCUCUGGCAUUAGAAAGUCACUUCCAACCUUUACCUGGCUGGUUUCUGCUCAUUCCAAGUGUCUUCUACUUCACCUUGUUCUUGCAUAUAUUGCGGUCUUAGAAAUUUUUAACCUGGAAGCAUCUUGCUGCUUAGCGUAGUCUUCUGCCAGCAGAACCACAAUUAAACUAGAAUUUGAAGAUUAAACAAAUGUAGACUUGUUUAAAAAUAUAGAGUGGUCUCAUUUGUUUUCUACCGCUGUAUGAAUGGAUUCGGUCUUACACACUUAUGUGAACUUUGACCGGUCUUGAUUUGGACUCGAACACUUCAGACUCAAAACACUUUCCCAAGUCUAUCUAAGUCCAUAGCGUAUGUCUGCAGCCUCAGUGUUUUAUGACCAGCAUCCCACACGCACCCAUGCAGUUAACUCGCAUCCAUAUCAUGUCAGCAAUUAUCCGGCUUGCAUGCAUAAACCGCAAGGAGUUUCUGUGCAGGACAUCCAGUAAAAAUGUGGCAGAGUGCAAAUAUCGCAAAUCAGUGAUUAAUGAGAAACUGGCGCGCAUUCCAUUUUCUACCGACAUCUGGAAAGGAAACUUAACGACGAAUAUGACCCGUCGCCACGAAAUGAGUUUUAAGUCGCACUGGUAGAACUGCACCCAUAAGACUCAUUUCGUGGUGAUGGGUCAGAAAUGUGCACUGCUAGUGAACUCAGUUUGGCGAGACUAGAUAAGUGUCCAGUCAAAAUAUGUCUUACAUAGUAAUUUAGCAAUAGCUACCCAGCUAGCUUUCUGACAUCUUAUUAUAAUAAUUAUUGUUGUACUUUAUUAACAGUGGUAGUGUGAUUGAUCUGAUGGGAACAGGAAUCAAACCAACAAAUUUUCUGACACAAGACUCUUAACCCCCAUCAUGCAUAUUUAAGCCAUAAAAUGCUCACAGCACUUGUGGUUUUUUAAAAACAAUGUCAUCUGCAUUCUUUCUCCUGAAACUAUAUGUUGUAGUUUGGAUACUCCCAGCUUUCAUAGAUAUCAAACGCAGUGUGUUACGCAGUAGAUCUGAAACUGAACAUUGUUUGUGCAGAAAAUUGCAAAACCUUUCUUAAAAGUUUAAUAAAUUAAAAAAUAGCCUUGUAUUGUUGUACAUGCAUAUUCUUUGAUUCCCGAACCAAUUUAAAAUGUCUUCAGCUGGAUACAGCCAUGUUGCGAUGAACUUAAUAAUUACUACAGGAUGCACUGACGUUGUGAUUCUGUUACCUUUGUGUGUGACAAAUCAGUUAUUUCUUACUUGUAAAUAUGUAUUUCUUAGUUGUUGGUUAUUUUAAAUAAAUUAUUUGCAUAUUUGACUUAGAUUUUUAGUGUUUGAAUUCAGAUUCAUGGUCUAGAAUUGAACUUGUGUUUUUCCGAACUAGGACUUGACUACCCAUCUCCGGUAAUGGACUGGGUCCCAUCUCAGCCUUGGCCCCCUGUUGGACUAGGUCCUGACCUGGACUUGAUUUGUUACAGACUU
This is a messenger RNA of Brienomyrus brachyistius, 3060 nucleotides long. It is a transcript of the gene spata4, whose product is annotated as spermatogenesis associated 4. Gene Ontology annotation, molecular function: microtubule binding. The transcript has 6 exons. The coding region runs from base 222 to 971 and encodes 249 amino acids. Gene Ontology annotation, cellular component: axoneme. The record is from RefSeq and is a predicted model, not a curated record. Gene Ontology annotation, biological process: regulation of cytoskeleton organization. Lineage: Eukaryota; Metazoa; Chordata; Actinopteri; Osteoglossiformes; Mormyridae.